UUUAAUUUCAAGAAAGCCUGGCUCCUGCCUGCUCCUCUCUCCCCCAUCCGCCCCCCCUGUCCUCCCCAAGUCCGCCGCCUUCCCGGAAGAUUCCCUCCUGUGGAGCGCGGGUGGCGUGGCACGUCUCUUUCCGCUCCAAGGUGCUCCCUCCAGUGCUCAAGCUUUCCUUUCCCCCAAGCAAGCGGCCUACUACUUCCUGGCACGUUUUUGCAGCACCUUCAAAUCACAUCCUUCUUUUGUCUCCUUGGCCCCACGCCCCCUUUCAACCCCCAUCCCCCCUCCCAGCUCCAAGGUGCUCCCUCUGGUGCUCAAGCCCUCCCCCAAGCAAGCGGCCUCCCCCAAGCAAACAGGAUACAACGGGGCUGCUUUCAACCCCUCCUCCACAUCCCAUCAUUCCCCAUCAUCCCCCAUUCCCCCCCUCCCAGCUCCUAGGCUCGCCCUCCUCUCCCCCCUGCCUUCACUCCCCCCUUGCAUUAUCCCUUUCAAUGCGUGCGUUUUGAGUCGGUCAAAACUCCCCUGCGCUCGUAUUUCCCUCCCUGCCCUUGCUGCCCCCUUGCGUGUUUGGCCGCAGCUUGAAGCGACCUCCACUCCCGCUUACCUCGUGAACCCUGGGAGUGGAGGUGGGUGGUGUGAUUGA
Closterium sp. Naga37s-1 is the source of this 637-nucleotide messenger RNA. The record is from the annotation of a GenBank genome assembly. NCBI's taxonomy places the organism in Eukaryota, Viridiplantae, Streptophyta, Zygnematophyceae, Desmidiales, Closteriaceae.